AUGGCAGACACCAAAGAUGCACGAACCCUCGACGCUGAUUCUCCCACACCCAAAAUGAAAUUCCUCUCGAGCGACCGCGACAGAUCAUCUCAAGACCACGGCACCGCCAACAGCGAUGUCGAAAAAUCCUCACCCAGCACCAACGUCCCAUCAGACCCCACCGUCUCCACCGACGACGAAGGCAACACAUACCCCGAAGGCGGCCUGCGCGCCUGGUCCGUCGUCGCCGGCGGCUUCAGCGGCAUGAUGUCCUGUUUCGGCUACAUGAACACCGUCGGCACCUACCAAGCCUACCUCGCCACCCACCAACUAUCCUCCUACUCCGAGUCCACCAUCGGCUGGAUUUUCAGCAUAUACAUCUUCCUCGCCUUUGGAGCGGGUGUGCAGAUUGGGCCGUUGUUUGAUAAGUAUGGACCGUUUUGGUUGAUUGUAACGGGGAGUGUGUGUACGCUGUUGUCGAUAUUUUUGUUGGGGGUUUGUGAGGCGUAUUGGCAUUUCAUGCUGGUUUUUGGAGUGUUGGGGGGGUUGGGGAAUGCGUUUAUUUUUACGCCUAGUGUGAGUGCUGUGGGACACUACUUCUUCAAGAAACGCGGCAACGCUACUGGGAUUGCUGCUUGCGGCGGUGCGCUUGGAGGCGUCAUCUUCCCGCUCAUGCUACAAGACCUGUUCCCCAAGGUGGGAUGGGCUUGGGCUACGAGAAUUCAGGGCUUCAUAUACAUCUUCCUCCUCGCGGCCGCGAUUUUGCUGGUCAAAAGUCGGCUUCCGCCAAAGGCCAACGCCAGUGCGAUCCCGGAUGUGAGAGUGUUUCGGGAUAUCAGCUUCGCGAUGGUGACGUUUGGGGCGUUUUUCCUGGAGUUGGGGCUGUUUAUUCCGAUCACGUAUAUUACGUCCUUCUCGCUGGAGACGAAUGGCGCCAUCGACUCGACGUUUGCGUAUCAGCUCCUGGCGAUCUUCAAUGCGGCGAGCUUCUUUGGGAGGUGGGCGCCUGGGUAUGUGGCGGAUAAGGUGGGCAGAUUCAAUACGCAGAUCUGUGCCGUCUCGCUUUGCGUAGCGAGUUCGUUGGGGCUGUGGCUUCCUGCGACGGUUCUGGCUAACAACGCAUCUCACCAAACGAUCCUGGGUCUCACGACGGCUUUCGCAGCAUUGAUGGGUUUUGCCAGCGGAAGCAACAUCUCACUGACGCCGGUGUGUAUUGGAAUGCUCUGUCCGACGAAGGAGUAUGGGAGAUACAUUGCGACGACAUACACAGUUGUGAGUACUGGAUGUUUGAUUGGGUUGCCGAUUGCUGGGGCCUUGGUCAGCGCGACUGGCGGGAGUUAUUGGGGUGUGGCAGUUUUUACGGGGUUGAGCUAUGUUUGUGGGUUGGGAUGCUUUAUGACCGUGAGGGUCGUGAAGGGUGGAACAAAAGUUGGAGUAUUGUAUUGA
Molecule: messenger RNA, 1425 nt
Organism: Fulvia fulva
Lineage: Eukaryota; Fungi; Ascomycota; Dothideomycetes; Mycosphaerellales; Mycosphaerellaceae
Product: Riboflavin transporter MCH5
Exons: 1
Coding region: 1-1425 (474 amino acids)
Biological process (GO): transmembrane transport
Cellular component (GO): fungal-type vacuole membrane
Molecular function (GO): transmembrane transporter activity
Source: RefSeq, a predicted model, not a curated record